This is a messenger RNA of Drosophila gunungcola (fruit fly), 949 nucleotides long. RefSeq names its product RRP15-like protein. The transcript has a single exon. NCBI's taxonomy places the organism in Eukaryota, Metazoa, Arthropoda, Insecta, Diptera, Drosophilidae. Gene Ontology annotation, biological process: maturation of LSU-rRNA; maturation of 5.8S rRNA. Gene Ontology annotation, cellular component: preribosome, large subunit precursor. The coding region runs from base 75 to 911 and encodes 278 amino acids. The record is from RefSeq and is a predicted model, not a curated record.
UUCACUUUCCCAUCACUAAAAACGUGCGCGAUUUGUUUUCUUUAUAAUUGGAUCCACUUGUUUGCUCGCAUAGAAUGGCUCUUUUAACAGAGAAGCGUCCGAAAAAAAAGUCUGCUCCGGCAGCCGACAGUUCCCCGGAAGAAUUAGACCCCGAGGGCAGUCAGAAUUCCGGCAGCGGCAGCGAGGCGGAGGGCAACGCCGGCUGGGCGGAUUCCAUCCUGAAGGUGCUGAAGACCACCAAGCCGGAGACCCAAAACAAAACAGUGCUAGCUCGUGCCAAAAGCAGUCAGGCUGCAGUGCGGUUCCAGAAAAGCGCGGCCGCGAAGAAGCCGGGGUUCGACUUUGAAAUCGAGAAAACAGAGGUUAAGGAGGAGGACGAUGACGACGAGGAUGAGAAGCCAGAGGCCUCAGCGUUGGAUGCCACUCUGACCAAACAGCAGCGCAAGAACGUGCCCCUCCAGCUGCGGGUCAAGCCCAGUUUCCGAGACUUGGAACGCGAGCGAACGCUUCGCAAAGUGGCCACCCGCGGCGUGGUGCAGUUCUUCAACGCCGUGCGCAUCCAGCAGAAGGACCUGCAGCAGCAGCUGGAAGAUGCGGGUCCGCUGGACAGCCGGCAGGAUGCAGUGCUCAACAAUAUCAACAAGCGCAAGUUCUUAGAUGUUCUGAUGAGCGGCAAGCGGGCCAAGUCUACAGCCAUUGACAAUGCCGUAAAGAAAGAGGAGCAAGAAACUGAUGAGGACGACGACGAGGAUGAGGGUUCCACUGGCAAAAAGAAGUCAGAGUGGAAUGUGCUGCGCGAGGACUUCAUGACCAACAAGAAAAUCAAGCACUGGGACGAGGAGAGCGACGACGACGAGAAAGGCAACAACGAUGCUGCAGAUGACAGUGACGAUGACGAUGAGGAGGAUUAGCUUUAGUUACCGAAUAAAUGUUAGCUUUUCAAUUUUAA